GAGAAAUCAGCUGAUUGCUGUGUUUCAAACAUGGCGCUGUUGUGUUGUGGUGGAAUGACAAUAUUUUGCUUAUUUUUUAUUAACACUCGUUUUAGCAGAUAAUAUAUGGUGGGCAUGAAACGAAUGUUUUAAUUCAGAAUUAAUGAAGAACAUAAAAUGGGCAAACUAUGUUACUAUCUGCGCCAUGGAAUUCUGAGUAUUGUCACAGGGCUUCUACACGAAGACGAACAUGUUGAUCCCGUGGAAAGGGCUGUUGUAGAGAAGUUACUUUGGUGUGCUGCUAGAGAUACGCAUAAUGAAUGCAUUUCAUCUCGAAUUCUUAGAUGUCCAUGGCAUAAAAGUUGGCUGGCUGCAGUACUUAUCCAGACCGCAAAACUUUUUGUCGCUGAUGGGAAUAUUGUGACAAUGAAUGAAGUGGAAGUCAUGAAAAAAGAAACAGAAUUCCAUUGUAUUUUAAACAGUUUACCACAAGCCAAAUCACAUUGUAACAUCCUUGAGGAGCUUUUAUGUCUUUAUGGUCAGGUUGUUCGAGCAGAUCGUGUGAUGUCUCCACUUCAGAGCCUAUCAGAAGAUGCACAUAGCUUCAUAUGUGAGAGCUUGUUACUAGAUCCAGUGACUACAAAUUCUGUAAUUCAGCAUUUGUUGUGUGUGUGGUGCCCUCAUUUCUUGCAUAUAGAUGGUGAAUUGCAGAACAUUUACACAGAAGCUCUUGAAUUAUGCAUUUUGGAAUUGGAGAACAGAAACAGCAGGAUGAGUAUAAAUAAAUAUGUCCUCACAUAUCCCACAUGUGAUCAGAGUACAGAAGACCUGUGCAACACAGUGGUGUGUAUUCUUUCUUUACUUGAGUUGUCAGAAGAUAAAGAAAGGAAACUUGUUGAACGCUUCUGCUGUUGGCUGUUGGAUUUAUGUGAAUCAGGACUUAUUUCUCGACAACUCUUGUUCCUGGGUGUUGUAUCACGGAGAAAGCUUAAACUGACUACGCUGCUCAUGAAUGCAGAGGAUGAAAGAUAUAAGAGAUGGAGUGCUGUCAGUGAUACACUGGUCCUUAAGGGAAUUUGUGGUAAAUUGUUAGAUUCAUUUGGCAACAUACAGAUUGAAGAAAUGUUCCUGCGUGUUAUGAAACAAGAAAAACAUUGGAUUGAGGAUAUUGUGGAAAUAUGUAGUCACCUUGUAAUGUGUAGUGACACUGAAGUUGUGAAGAAACUUUUGUCCCAUCACACAAUAAGUAAAUUGUGGCCAUUAGUACUGCUUCAAGUAUGGCAGAAUUUUGCAGAUAGGAAUGAAAUAUUCUUGGUUUUGAGCUUUCUCCUUGAACAUUGCAAGAAAGUUAUCAGUGACCCAGUUUUUUCCUCCCUGUGCUCUGUUGUGGAUCACCAGAUAUUAGUAAUGCAGUGGUGUAGGAAGCAUGGUCAUAGAUAUUCUUUUAACAACAGAGACUUUUUAGAGCUGACAAAGGAACAUAGUACCCUGGAGGUAUUGCGGAGAACUGCAAGUUUGGAGGAUCUAGAGUUGAAUGAAGCUAGAGUGUUACUUCUGAAUAAUGAGCAAGUGUUUUCGAAUGUAAAUAAAGUACAUGAUGAAACUGGAGGAAAUUCUUGGGAGGUUACAACGUUUGAUGGUUUCUGUAUCAUGAAGAAGGCUUUCACUCUUCUUCAGGCAUCAAUGGAAAUUGAAGAACUGAUCAUACCGAGGCAUCCAUCUACAGAAACAGGUGGUGAUGUUUUCAGUCCAGCUACAAUAGAAGCACUGUACAAAGACAGAGUAACAAAAGAACUGCAGGAAAUUAGAACUAUGUUGUGUCAGUUGUUCCCAUUAAACUUCAGGGUUGAAAUUCUAGAGAAUAUAUUUUCAUUACUAUUUUUGAGAUAUGAAGAUUUCCAAGAAGAGACUUCCUCAGAUAGUGGAGCAAAUGAUGAUGAUGGGGAUCAUGAUCCAAGAGUUCAUAAAUCAGAAAUUAUUUCCAAGUUCAUUGAUGAUGCAGGUUAUAAAAAUUUGGAAGGAACUGACAUGACUCACAGUAUGACCAGUUUCCAGCAAAUAGGUGAUGUAUCCUCAUCAUUGCGGACAAUGCCUGUUAUAGAAGCUCAUGUGACUGGGUCUCCACCAUUAGAACAUUCAAAUGCGUUUUCUGAUGAAGCUGUGUGUCAGUUAUCUUUGAAAGCACAUGAUAUAUCCUUGUCUCCUUCACAAGUCAAGGAUAUGUCAUCAUCUCUUUCAAAAAUCUUUGUUGAAUCACCUGUGAACAUCUCUAGUCAACAAACAGAUAUGCAGAAAUAUUCAUCGCCAGUAUCUAAUGCAUUUAAUAAAUUAUCAAAUUCACUGCCACAGUUUGUAACUACUUCACCAUCUGCCAGUGACAAACAUAAUUCAGCUCCAAACACAUACAGAACAGCAGAAGUUCCCACUAUAGACUCUGUUCGAUCAGCAUCAUUGUCUUCAAAUAUGACAUCUGAUUUUUCAAAAUUAGAAACAUGUGGAGACAAACAUCAGUAUGCAAAGGUACAAGAACGAAGAAAGUCAGCAAGACACAAUCAUUCUGAGAAUGCCAGUAUAAUAAGUGGAGCAAGCAAUAUGAUGGGAAAAGGAACUCAACAAGGAUUCAUGUGCAGUCAGUACCUUGUACGUGAUUUACUGCACUGUCUGAAGGAAUGUCUGGUGGAAGCAAGUGCUGCGUUCUACAGUUCUCUUGCUGUGGAUACUGUGGAUUUAAGGAAAGUUGAAGUUGUAUCGUCUGUUGAACCAGAAUUACUUCAGCAACGCAUGAGCAGACUCUCUGUGUGUGUGAGUGAAGCAGCAUGGCGAUUGCAGCUGUUCACAGAUGCUAAUUUUGCACGGCAAAUUGGCUGCAUCUGUGUUACCGAGCACAUUUCAGCUGUCAGUGACACACAGGAUGACUGGCUGUACCUGAGUGAGGAGAGUGAUAGUGAAGAUGAAAAGGAAGCUGGAAGUCCAUCCCUCUGUAGUGUGCAGAAACCAGCAAGCAAGAGAUCAAAAUCUGAGCCUGAGAAGUCAAGUGAAUCUGGUUCACAUUCCAACAGGUCAGAAGGUGGUGCUGUAACAUCAGCCUCAAAUUAUCACAAAGCGCGCUGGAAUAAGUGUCAGCUGAGGCGUGGUUCAUUUCUUUCCUUUCCAACCAGAAUCAUCAACUUGAUGUUAUCAUCACAGAGUAGUUUAGCUGUUAGGUGUCUCACUCAUGGUGAACUUACCAAAGCAAAACAAGUCAUAGAGAUGUUUGAAGAGGAAGAUAACCCACUUGCACUGGAAGUAAAGUUUAUAGAAGCUUACCAGAGUCUGCUUAAGAAGUUAAGAUGUUGUGUGGAAAGCAAGCAGAGAGAUUCGGAACAAACAAAGGUGUCAGCACUACCAGGAAAGAGGAUGUCUACUUUGGAGAGUAUAAAGAGUGCAGCAAGUGCUGGAAUGCAGUCGACUUUCCUGAUGAACCAAAUGGAGACAUUUUUAUCCGUCACACCCAUUCCUGGUAUUCAGGGAGCUGGUCAAAUUAUAACAGAAUUUCCUCAUGAGGCCACCAUGCUGCAAGGUGUGGAAAAUAAUGUUGCAAUGGCAGCAGUAGACUUAGCCUUAACUUUUGGUGCAACAUAUGAGCAUUCUGCAAGUCUUUUAGAUGUGGCAUAUAAACACUGUGAUAGUCUACAGAAAGGUCUGAACUCUUCAGAUACAAGUGGCUCAAAGUGUCGAAGUAGAAAUGUAGUUCCAGGUUAUAUCCUGUUUACAAAUAAUAUAAUCAGACUUCUGAAAGAAGCAAACAAAUCUCAGUCUUCCAGCAACAUUUUUCCAGCCAAUAUUUCCCUUUGUGAUCUUAUCAGCUCAGAGUAUCUUCCUUUGUCACUGAGGAGUAUGAAGGAUCAUAUAGCUUUUUGGAGCAGUCUACAUGUUGCAACAGUUGAAUUUCAAACAGCUUUGGAUGGUGCAGAUGAUAAAAUACAAAGUGCUUCUAUUAAAUCUUCCUCAUCAAGUACAGGAAUUUCUUCCACAUCUGAUGAUGACUACACAGCAAAAGCACAUGUGGCUUUCAGGAAACUGUUGGAGAUAUGUAAAGGCAAUGGAAGAAGCAGUGGAAAUUAUUUACAUUACCUUCAACAAGUAUAUACAUAUCUUAAGCUGGUCACAUCUCUCCUACAACAGAACCUUCCCUCAAAGCCAGCAUAUCCUAGUACACCGUCGAGAUCUGUGAAGUAUUUUGACAUUUUCAACAAUAGCCUGAGAGCACUACUGGGUCAGCUGGUGUUUGAAUGUGAUAUUUCUCCAUCAGACUUGGAACCUGUAACUCAAAAGCUGAAACUGAAUCUUGUAUACAACAUUGUCCGCAACUGUUGCCCAGAAAUUCCCAACUCAUUUCCAAGGAAUUCCCUGAAUACUGGAAAUGAAUGUGGGAUGAAAUGGGGGAGAAUUAUCUUGAAUAAUUCAGGACAGUGGAGUGGACCAAUUCGACAUCCAGAAGUUACUGUCAGAACUUUGCUGGCUGAUGUUCUUCACAUAAUUCAAGAGCAGAGUGGCAAUUUCACUAACAAAAACAAUAAUUUUUUAAAUAGAGAACACAUAAUUGUUUUGGCUAAAAAUGCUUUUGUGAAGGCUGUUUUGGCAGGUACUUGUGAACUGAGUGUAAUUGAUCUAGACCUACUUGUUCCAGGUGAUGAAACCCUUGUGUUUUAUACAAAUUUGGCUAAUCUUAUGUGGAUUCACAGCCUUCUGAUUUUAGAAACAAGCCCUCAGUCCAUGGAUUUGUCAGUCCCAUUUGAAAGGAUGAAAGAUUAUAGUACUCUCAGUGCUGCAAAUUCUGAAAAGUGGUGGAACACAAAGCUUGGUCUCUUUUCAUCAAACUCACUAGAAAGACAAGUUGUUCAGUUGAGUGUUGGUUAUAAUGUUGGUAAACUAGGUUUCAUUUCACUUCAAGAUGUUUAUGGACUGUUACUGGGUGAACUGACUUUCUUAUCUGCAAUAUCAUUAAGAACAUGUGCUGUGACAGGAAAAUUCCAAAGAGACACUACCUCCUUGUUAACUUCAACAUCAGUUGAUCCCAGGGUUCUGUUUGUAUUGUUAAAUGGGCAGAAACAGUCACCAAAAACACAGGUGUUGUGUGCUGAGAGUGUGGAUAUUCAGUUGGACAGCAGCAUGAGAGAAUUCCUGAACCACAAUGUGAAGUUUGACACUGUAUCUCAGGAGUUGGUCAUACCUGAGCUCCUUCAUUUCUAUCAAGACUAUGUGCAGCUGAACCAGGAACCAGAGAGUCACGUUGCUGUUCCAGCCUUCACAAAUAUGAAGUCACCCCACCAUUUUUCUCUGGAAGAAGAUGAUACUCGAAGAAGCACUUUCUACAGCAGAGAGCGACUUACUCAGCUAGUUGACUUCCUUCGAGAUAACACUGAUGGGCAGCUACAGAUUGAGAUUAGCCAGUUUGCUAGUACUCUGUCAAUCUCACAAUUAGAGACUGCUGGGACAGUUGUGAAAAUUGAGAAGCCCAACAAUGAGUUUGGCAUCUUGCUGGAUUACAGCAGGGUUGAAAAUGAUGCUUCUGCUACUGUUUCCAAGUCUAAUGAAAAUUGCGACCUCUGUGAAGACUUGUGGAAGCACAGAGUAGUUCGAGAUUCUGUUCUGAAGUUCAUGGAGUGUCACUGUUGGGUGUUAUCAUUAUUGGUCCAAAAGAUACAUCAGGAGAAAUCUCUUCAUGCCUCACCAGCAAAUGAAAUAUUAUCGCAUAAAAUGACUGAUGAGCGGACUAAGUGUCUCGAGCGGCUCUUCAGAUCAAAGUGGGUGGAUGCAUUAAAACCAGUUUUCCAGAAUAAUGUAAUUGUUGCUGCACUGCAUUCAAAACCUGGUAUGGUAGAACUGUGGGGCUUAUUGAAUAGUCUUGUAAAGAAGCAAGAAUGGCACCAGUGUGCUGAGAUAAUAUGGGCACUUCCUGAAACUGAAUUACUGGAUGACCCAAAACUGCAGAAAUUUCAUGAUGUAGUCAUGUAUGAACAGGCCUCAACGUUACCAGAUGAAGAAAGCGCCAGUCCCUGGUGGUACUGUCAGCAUAUAGGAGAUAUGUCUGUCCAGGCACAGUGCUUGUUGCAGCAUCUGCCUCAGUGGCCAGGUCAUGGUUGUCAAGAUGCUCUGAAGGCAUUGCUGGAACAUCAUCAUCAAACACUGUCUCCAGGACUUAAAUCGCAAUUGCAAGAGAUGUUACAGAGAAUUUCCAUCUAUGAAAAGGUCCUUCCCUUUGCUUCUUCUGCUGGUAUGAAGACAUGGUAUGAUGUCAGCUGUACAUCAAAGGAGAACCCUUCUUUCAUUCUGGAGCUACUGAUGGAAGCUAAGGCAUUUCAGGUAUGCCUUGAAUGGGCAAAAUUACAUAAUAUUGCCACACAUAGUCAGCACCAUGUUGACUCCAGGUUUUUACUUCUUUUCUUGGAGCAUGAACUUCCAGAUUUCUCAUCUGCUGCAAAGCUGUUGGAAUCUUUGCCAGUCCAGCAAACUGUUGCCAUCUGUAAUGAACUUAUUCAACAACUAAGAUCAAUUUCAUGCCUGAAGUUCAUAACCACAUUCUUACUAAAUUCUUGUUCCUCAAAUUUAUCAACCAAGCAACUGAGUGAAUAUCAGAACUUAUCAAUUGGCAUUCAAAUGAUGACAGUUCUACCAUAUUUGGAACAAGUGCAGCACUGGGAACUAAUUGGGCAGCCACAUUUAAUUAUGGAACAGUUCAUCAUGAACACACGGCUGGAGAUGUUAGAGAAAAUGGUCUCUGAAGUUUAUCCACUCAUAACUCAGCUUCCUGCUACUUCUCCUAUGUCCCUGACUAAUAUUGAUUCCAUGCUAAGACACUAUGCCAGCAAAGCCCUGGAGUUUAGAGUAGCUCAGUGUCCAGCGUCAUGUCGAACUCUACCUGCUGAGGAGAGAUUAUUGGUUUCGCUGUCAUUGGGAUCUGCACACAGUGAAGACUUUGUAAUGCCAGCAGCAGUUCCUUCCAAGAAUGAAUGGGUGCCAAAUGAUGAGGUUACAGAAUGCAUGUGUUGUCAGUCUGUGGCUUUCUCUAUGUUUAACCGUCGACAUCACUGCAGAAGGUGUGGCCGUGUUAUCUGUGGAUCCUGCUCCACUCAGAGGACCAAGGUUAUGGGAUAUGACAGUGUAGCAGUUAGAGUAUGUGAUGAUUGUCAUCAGCAGAUGGUAAAUGAUUCAGAACUGUCAAUAAGCCCAGUGUGUGGUGAGAAUCAGCCAUCAAUCUUACUGAACUUGGAAAAUUCAGUAAAUUCUAACUUGACAUGGAGGCUGACAACAGAUGAGGCCUACAACACUACCCUUCGAGAAGAAUUUGGUUUUGAGCAUGCACCUAGCGUUUCUCUAUGCUUGGCCAUUCUUAAGCUUCAUUCAGAACAUGUAGGAUAUCCUAGGUUUCUGUUGGAUGCUUGUGAUCGAAUGCUGCGACUCUUGCAACCUGUAGGCCCAGGCACUGCAAAUCCUGAAGUGGACUACAGCGUUGUCAUACGUAUGGUUAGGUCUCUUGUGGUGGCUGCUAAGGUGAAGCAUGCAAGAUCUGGUCUGAACACUGGAGUUGCUCAUUGUGACCAACUCUUGAGCCAGGUGGAUUUGCUCAACAUGCUCGUGAAGAGUGGUUGCUCUGCCCUAAUUCCAGCAGAGCCACUGAAUGGUCAUGCCUUGCGCCACCUGCGUGAUCGCUUGGUGGAGGAGGAGCUAUGGAUGCUUGCCAUGGAGGUGUCUACAAAGAGUGGCCUUGAUCGGAAUGGAGUUUGGGCAGCAUGGGGAAAAGCAUGUUUGAGAGCAGGCUGUUGGGAUGAGGCACGCGAAAAGUUUUCCCAUUGUCUUGAAAAAGUGUCCCUGGGACCAGACUCGGCUCGUCCUCCUCGAAGCCCUCCCUUACUUAAUGAGAUAAUACAAAUCUUAAAGGAGGGAGCAUACACAGUAGACCGCAAAGUGUUACAGCAAGCUGACAAGAUUCGAGCUUCAAGAGCUGUACCGGUUGUGCUUCUCACAUCACCAGCCCUAACGGUACUCCAUUCCUUGUCAUCACUAAAGGAAGUUGCACAUGGCAAUUAUCCACAAACAACACCACCAUUGAACACUGUUGUGAUUGGUCCCAAAUUAGAUCCCUUAUUUUAUGAAGAGUGUCGCUACUAUCUCACAUCAUAUGGUAGUCAUGCAGGAAUCAUCAGCUUCUACCUCAGUCAUGAUGAUCUGGUAGAAGCUUUAAAACACGUUCUUUCUCAGAAAGUAGAUCCAGAGGUAUUUCUUGACAUGAUAUACAUUCCUUGUUUACGCCAAGGUCUCAUCUCAGAUCUGCAUCAGGAGCUAUCAGCCGUUGAUCCGACACAUGAAGUAUGGAAGUUGUACCUGUGCCAUGUAUGCUAUCAUUUCGAGAAACAGGGCUUGCUGAAUGUGCUGUACCAAUUGCAAGUCUACAUGCAUGAUUAUGUUCGUGCAGCAAUGACAUGCAUACGGUUUUAUCAGAAGGGAGCAAGAAAUUACAGUGACUUGGCUUCCAAUCUUGAGCAUCUCUAUAGAGCUCAGAGCCACCUGGAAAAUGAACUUUUGACAGCUCAGUGGGAAACCAGCACUAGAUCUUCACCAGUGCAGAAAAUGGGAAGUGCAUUGCAGUUGGCAAUGAAACUGGACCCAAGAGAAGUUAAUCACCAUUUAAGUACUAUCUUUCGGCAAAUAGAGGUGACCAAAUUCUUGAACAGCUGUGAGAGAGAACAGCGUCAUGUUAUGGACUUAAUACCAGAAUUACUUCAACUUAUGCAAACAAGUGGAAUUCUUGGCACCAAAGUUCCAUCAUAUUCAGUUCCUACUUUAUUUGGAGCCAAUAUAGAACGUAUGCAGCUUGCAGUGUUGGCUAUUCUUUGUGGGAAAAAUGUCGAGGAAGGUUUUGGCCUUGCUUUCAGGAUUAUUGAGGACUACCAUCUGAAAGCAUCACAGAUUUACAGCUUGGCUGGAAUGAAGUUAGCACAUGAUUACUGCCUUCCAGACAUAGAACAACUGAUUUCUUGCAUUCAGAGCUCAGGAGUGUCUGACACCAGUCCUGUGUGUGAUACUGUUCUUGUCCUUUGUGUGCAAGCAUUGUCUGAGAAAGAGAAUCCAGGAGAUACUGAAUCCUUGAUUAAAUUGAUUGUUGAUCCAGGGAACAAGAUCUCAGCAUACAUCAAGUGCCAUCAACUGAAGUCUGCAUAUCUACUGGCAGUGAAGUACAAUCGGUUGGAAGAUGUACGCAAAAUACUGCAUGAAGCUGAGAAACUUGGACAGACAAAAAUACAACAAAUUUGCCUCAGAAGGUUAGGUCAGCAAGCUGGGACAUGACCAUUUCUGAAUUCAGAAUCUUCAUUUUGCACAAAAGUGCAGACAUGCACUUAAGUAAUAUAUCUUGUGUACUUGGUAUGAUUAUUCACUUCUCACAGAUUUGUUUCAAAUCUUCUCUGAACCUUAAAAUGGCAUCAGCAGUAUAAGAAACAUUAAUGAAGUGGCAGUCCCAUGUAAAAUGACAUGCUAUUGCUGGGUUUUUAGAAUCAUUGCAUUACCUUAAGUAAAGGUAUCCCUGUAACAGGCCGUGGAGCCCCAUAGGGUUGUGAGAUGUUGAGGUUCCCACAUUUUCUA
Cryptotermes secundus is the source of this 9600-nucleotide messenger RNA. RefSeq lists its product as uncharacterized. Gene Ontology annotation, molecular function: phosphatidylinositol-3-phosphate binding; metal ion binding. The transcript is spliced from 32 exons. Lineage: Eukaryota; Metazoa; Arthropoda; Insecta; Blattodea; Kalotermitidae. The record is from RefSeq and is a predicted model, not a curated record. Gene Ontology annotation, biological process: regulation of cytokinesis; mitotic cytokinesis; double-strand break repair via homologous recombination. Bases 157 to 9306 code for a protein of 3049 amino acids. Gene Ontology annotation, cellular component: centrosome; lysosomal membrane; midbody.